AUGGCUGCACGCAACUGUGUGGCUGAAAAUAUUGCCAAUGAAGGGAUUGGUCCAACGCGUAGGCUUGUUGUGAACACCCUGCCAGGCCAUGGGAGCCAGCAGCCGGUGUAUAUUAAUCCAGGCCUCGAGAUCUCCGACUCCAUGCGGCUGGCCGCUCGUCGAAUGCUUGCCGAGGCUACGCUGAUAAUCGGAUCAACACUACCUAUCAUCAAGCGAACCCUUCAAGUCGAUCUGCCAACUGCCAGUGAGAGAGGCCAGCGAUUACUUUCCGCUUUUCAAAGUACGAGAAUGUUAUCUCUUGCCUCGGGUCCCCCACUCACCCCUCUCACCGUCAAGGUAGCACCGCUGAAUUGCCCGAGACGCGGCUCCACGAAUAGAAAUCAAGUUGGCCUUAAGGCCCAACGCAAAAUCCUUCUCGAACUCAACAUCAAAAGCCGUCAAGUUUUCUUGGCGAGCAAUUAAGAGAUCAGACUACUCAAUAGAAGGGCUCGGGACUCUGCGCCCUCCCGUCAGCCGACACCCCUGUCAUGCGGGCUCAGUGCUGAGUGAGUGUCUGGUACCGAAACAUCCGUAGAGGCGAAACCUUAUCUAUAUUCUAUUAGGCAACCAAUAGUUGCCCAUGCCC
This is a messenger RNA of Colletotrichum navitas, 625 nucleotides long. RefSeq lists its product as uncharacterized. Lineage: Eukaryota; Fungi; Ascomycota; Sordariomycetes; Glomerellales; Glomerellaceae. The transcript is spliced from 4 exons. The record is from RefSeq and is a predicted model, not a curated record. Bases 1 to 462 code for a protein of 153 amino acids.